AUGGACUUCCUGCGUGGUUGAGACCCCUGCCGCAGAGGUGUUCGGUCAGCACCAUGAUGGUGACGAAGGCCUCCGCAGCCGUUUUGUCCCAAGUGCCUUAGUUCAGCAAUUUUCGGAUCGCCGGUUCAACGGAUGAUGUACAGAGACGGCCCGGAAUGUGUAGAGAGCAUGGUUCCACCUGGAGGCGCUGGCCACAGCGCGCGGCUGCGCAUGGCCGCGCCCGCCUCCGGCAGCACGGACACGGAAUGGAAACUCCAGCGCACCGGAACUUUCCUCGACGUCUGUUCAGAUCCAGGGAGCGAUUCUUGGGCGGAUCAGUUGGAGGCGAGGGCUGCCAGCGACCCUGGGCCGCAGUCGGCGCCGCGGCAGAACGCGGUCCGGGGGCGCCGCGUGGGCGGCUGGCAGGACGAGUACGUCAGGGUGCUGGAGCAGCGGGUGGCCUCUUGGCAGCUGGGCCCCAGCAGUGACCGCGCCAGCUCCUUGCGGGAGCUGCUGACGCCGUUGGUCCACGAGGUCCACGCCCCUGCCCGGCGCAGGCCGCGCACGGUGCCGCCCACGCCCCUGGAGAGGUCUUCCGCCGACGGCUCGUCGUCGGAGACCCCGCCGCCGAUGCAGCAGCUGGCCUGGAGCGGCCUCCGGCGGCAGCGCGGCAGCAGCGGCGGCGGGCCCACGCCCCCCGGCGGCGCGCGGGGCGCCGCAGCGCGUCCGCCGCGGCCGUCUCCACGCUCGCCGCGGCAGCCCCCGAGGCCGCUCGGCGGAGCCCAUGGCGCCGGGGCGCCCGACGACGAGGUCCAGGCAGGCGGAAUCGCCACUGCUCCCCGGCAUCACGCCGCUGCCGCCGGUCUUGCCUCGGCGUCCCCCCGCGCCGGCCUCGGCGCCCGCCGCGGCGUGGUCCGACGCUCCGGCUGCCUGCCGAGCGCGGGGAGCUACGGCCACCCGGAGCUGUGCAACCGGCCGUGCUGGUACUGGCCGACCGCCAGUGGAUGCCGGCACAACCAGGCGUGCGAUUUUUGCCACCUGCCGCACCCGAAGCGCGGCUCCGUGCGGCCCGAGCGGUGGUGCCGCGACGUGCUGCAGCACAUGUCCGGCGGCGCCCGCGUGGCCCUGGCACGGGCCGCGGUCGUGGAGCGGGCGCUGGCCGUCGGGCUGGGACCCGGGAGCAUCGAGGCGAUCGGCGCGUGGUUCGGGCAGCUCGGAAGCCCUGGUCCCGACUUCGGCAUCGAGCGCGGGCAGGGGCACCACCCGUGGGGCGAGGUGGAAGCCACGCUCCGAAAUCAGUCCCUGCGCUGGCUGCUGACCAUGGCGCAGUGCGGCCUCGCGCACGGCCCCGAGGCGGACCGCCGCACGACCGAGCUGCUCGACUCCUUGCGGGCGCUGCUCUGACUCCGCCACUGGCUGCCAGCGGGCGCCACUGCGCGGCGCGGCUGGGCACUGGCAACGAUGGGCGGGGAUAAUCUC
Molecule: messenger RNA, 1458 nt
Organism: Prorocentrum cordatum
Lineage: Eukaryota; Dinophyceae; Prorocentrales; Prorocentraceae
Source: the annotation of a GenBank genome assembly